Messenger RNA from Ostrinia furnacalis (Asian corn borer), 1285 nucleotides. RefSeq names its product rRNA 2'-O-methyltransferase fibrillarin (gene Fib). Bases 137 to 1096 code for a protein of 319 amino acids. Lineage: Eukaryota; Metazoa; Arthropoda; Insecta; Lepidoptera; Crambidae. The transcript is spliced from 8 exons. Gene Ontology annotation, biological process: box C/D sno(s)RNA 3'-end processing; rRNA methylation. Gene Ontology annotation, cellular component: Cajal body; small-subunit processome; nucleolus. Gene Ontology annotation, molecular function: RNA binding; rRNA methyltransferase activity; histone H2AQ104 methyltransferase activity. The record is from RefSeq and is a predicted model, not a curated record.
AUGUCGUCAUUUCCGCAAGCGGCAGCACGGCGCAAUGGCUCCGCGCGGUUUAUGAAGAAAUUAAAGUGUAUAUUUGUGUUUAGAUAGAUAAUAGAGGUAUUAAUUGAAGAAAUAUUAUAUUUAUUGCAUUAUCACGAUGGGAAAACCUGAGUUCAACAACCGCGGAGGCGGCGGUAGAGGCGGCGGCGGCGGGCGCGGUGGCGGUGGCUUCCGCGGCGGUCGCGGUGGCGGCGGCGGCCGCGGCGGCUUCGGCGGCGGUCGUGGAGGCGGCGGCGGUUUUGAGAAGAGAGGAGGAGGCGGACGCGGGUUUGGAGGCAGAGGCGGUGGCAGAGGCCGUGGCGCGCCCAGAGGCAGAGGCGGUGGCGGUGGCUUCAAAGGAGGCAAGCAAGUUAUCAUCGAACCACAUAGACACGCUGGCGUGUUCAUUGCACGAGGCAAGGAGGAUGCGUUGGUCACGAAGAAUCUGGUGCCCGGAUCUGAGGUGUACGGAGAAAAAAGAAUAUCAGUGGAGACCGACGGAGAAAAGGUGGAAUACAGGGUAUGGAAUCCCUUCAGAUCAAAAUUGGCGGCUGCGAUCAUGGGAGGAGUGGACGCUAUACACAUGCCCCCUGGGUCCAGGGUUCUGUACCUCGGAGCGGCCAGUGGGACCACAGUCAGUCAUGUAUCAGACAUUGUUGGCCCGGAGGGUCUCGUAUAUGCAGUCGAGUUCUCCCACCGGUCUGGCAGAGAUCUAAUCAACGUAGCCAAGAAGCGCACCAAUAUUAUACCUAUUAUUGAAGAUGCUAGACAUCCACUCAAAUACAGAAUGUUGGUGGGCAUGGUGGAUACAAUAUUCGCCGACGUGGCUCAGCCAGACCAAGCGAGAAUAGUCAGCCUGAACGCGCAGCACUUCUUGAAGAAUGGCGGCCAUUUUGUUAUAUCAAUCAAGGCUUCCUGCAUAGACUCCACCGCGCAACCUGAGGCAGUAUUCGCUGCCGAGGUGAAGAAAUUACAAGCAGACAAAUUAAAACCACAAGAGCAGUUGACCUUAGAACCAUACGAGAGAGACCACGCGGUCGUUGUGGGCGUAUUCAGACCUCCUUCUAAAAAAGCAUAGACAAUUCCAUAGAAUAUCAUAGAUUAACCGCGCGCGAGUGUUGCCAGUGCUAAAUGAAAUAUUUUUUUAUGAGAACGCGCGAUAUUUUUAAGUUUUAGACAUAAGUGAGUACGAAUGGUCGUAUAAAUAAGAUGUUAUUAUAGCUUUAAGUUGUUAAGAGAAUAUACAAUGAUGAUGACUGUGAACACA